Molecule: messenger RNA, 818 nt
Organism: Lynx canadensis (Canada lynx)
Lineage: Eukaryota; Metazoa; Chordata; Mammalia; Carnivora; Felidae
Product: cytochrome b5
Exons: 4
Coding region: 245-586 (113 amino acids)
Cellular component (GO): mitochondrial outer membrane; intracellular membrane-bounded organelle
Molecular function (GO): heme binding
Source: RefSeq, a predicted model, not a curated record
CCUUUUUUGAAGGAGCUGUGGGAGGCAAGAAGAAAGUAUCUGAUAAUCGAUGAAGUUCUGUCAACUUGCUUUUGGUUCCAGUCAGUAGAUGUUUAAUUUGUGAAAUCCAUCUCUUCCUGAAAAACGUGGUAGAGGAUAACGUCUUUGUGUCACGUUGCCCCCUUUUUGACGGGAUCAAAAUGGAGACUUGUUUCUACAGACCAUUUUCUGGUCAUCCUGGAGAUGCUCUGUGUCUGUGCUACGGAUGUUCCUUAACAGCAUUCUGCUUCACAGAGCUGUCGGCUCAUUUUUGCUCAGAGACUUGUGUUUUGUUGUAGGGAUUUACUUUUUGUUAUUUUCUUUGAACAUGGCUACCUGCUUUGCAGAAAUCAGUGGUUCUGAGCCUGGGGGACCUCAGUUCUCCUGGACCCAGGAAGAGAGUCAUCCUGGUGGAGAAGAAGUGCUAAGGGAACAAGCUGGAGGGGAUGCUACUGAAAACUUUGAGGAUGUCGGGCACUCUACAGAUGCUAGAGAAUUGUCCAAAACGUACAUCAUUGGAGAGCUUCAUCCGGAUGACAGAUCAAAGAUAAUCAAACCUUCGGCUUAAGUUCAAUGUUGGUGAUCCGAAUACCUUGGGAAGAUAAGAAAUGGACUUCAGAAUUUGAAUUGCCUCUGUAACAGUUGCUGCCUCUGUAACAGUCCCUGUUGUUCAUUCAUACGACAUUAGCAGCUUUUGGGGGGCUACUUUUGUUUGGGGCAGGUGAAAUCCUGUGAUGCAUGUGGUUUUUGCUUUUUCUCCACAGUCUCUCAGGGAACAAAUACAUUUUUUUUUCCUGUUA